AUCCUUAAGCUUUUAUUGCAUUAAUCUUAUAUUCGGUGGGCCAUUUAGCUUCCUGUACUAGAAUAAUACAGUAACCCCCACCUCCAUUCUUCAUUCAUGCCUACUAAUAACACUUAACCCAUUUUUCAAGAAACAACACUAAUUUAAAUCUUCAACUCGUAAUCUUUUCUUGAAUCCAAAUCAUGGGUUUUCAAUCUCUGCUAAAAGGGUACUAUUUUCUGUUAUUUAUUUUCAGUUAUGUCACCUCUCAAUCAACUGCUGUAACUCUGGUUGAUAAAAAUAUAAGCACUAUAGAAGGAAGUGUGUUCAUAGAUGGGAAAUCUUCCAUUGCAAAAACUGAUGAAGAUUUCAUUUGUGCAACUUUGGAUUGGUGGCCACCUGAGAAAUGUGACUAUGGAAGAUGUAGUUGGGACCAUUCUUCUCUCAUUAAUCUGGAUCUUGAUAACAACAUUCUGUUAAAUGCUGUAAAGGCUUUUUCACCAUUGAAGCUGAGAUUAGGAGGAACUUUGCAAGAUAAAGUGAUAUAUGAUACUGAUGAGAAUCAUGAACCUUGCAACCAAUUUGUUAAAAAUACUACUGAGAUGUUUAGUUUUACUAAGGGAUGCUUGCAUAUGGAUAGAUGGGAUGAAUUGAAUGCAUUUUUCAAGAAAUCAGGGGCUAGAAUUAUAUUUGGAUUAAAUGCUCUUACUGGCCGAUCCAUACAGUCCGAUGGUUCUGCAGCUGGAAAUUGGAACUACAGCAAUGCUAAAUCUUUCAUAAGCUAUACUGUUAAGAAGAAUUACUCUAUUUAUGCUUGGGAGCUUGGGAAUGAAUUGUGUGGGAGUGGAGUAGGAACUAGAGUAGCAGCUGAUCAAUAUGCUUUAGACACAAUCUCUUUGCAUGAUGUAGUGCAAAAUAUUUACAGUGAUAUUGAACCUAAGCCAUUAAUAUUAUCACCUGGAGGAUUCUUUGAAGAAAAUUGGUUCAAAGAGUUCAUCAACAGAACAGGAGAUAAUGUAGAUGCCCUCACUCACCAUAUAUACAAUCUUGGUCCAGGAUCCGAUCCACGUGUCUUGGAAAAAAUUCUUGAUCCAUCCUAUCUUGACAACGCAAUUGAUAGUUUUAGUAAACUUGAAAGUACCCUCAAGAGUUCUGCAACUUCAGCAACUGCAUGGGUUGGUGAGUCAGGAGGAGCUUACAAUAGCGGCCGAAAUGGUGUUUCGAAUGCUUUUGUGUAUAGUUUCUGGUAUUUGGACCAGCUUGGAAUGUCGGCAGUUUAUGAUACAAAAACAUACUGCAGACAGACAUUAAUUGGUGGAAACUAUGGCCUACUCGAUACAACUACCUUUGUCCCCAAUCCAGACUACUACAGUGCCCUUCUUUGGCAUAAAUUGAUGGGAACAAAAGUUCUCUCAACGAACUUUUCCGGGACGAAGAAGAUAAGAGCCUAUGCGCAUUGCGCAAAAGAAUCUACAGGAAUCACACUACUGCUUAUCAACUUAGACAAAAACACAACCGUUCAAGUCCAGGUUACACUAAACAACAAAGGAGCAUCGCAUCAUAAUCACAGACAUCACAAGCACAGAUCGUUUAUAUCUCACAGGUCUAAUAAAACAAGGGUCAUUCAAUUGCCUGAAGGCGCUGCAGCUAGCACAAGAGAUGAAUAUCAUCUUACUGCAAAAGACGGAGAUUUACAAAGCCGAAGGAUGCUACUUAAUGGGAAAAUUUUAAAUUUAAAUUCGGAUGGGGAUAUACCAACUUUGGAUCCGAUGCAUGUAAACUCGUCAGAGCCAAUAACGGUUGCUCCAUUCUCUAUUGUAUUUGUUCAUUUGCCAUAUCUUCUUCCUGCUUGCAAGUAAGCAGCAGGAGGAAUGGAAAAUUGAUUCCUUUUAAAUGAUCUGAUCAAAUAAGAGAUAGAAUACAUGCAAAUUAUGAGAUUACUUGUACAUUUUGUGAACUUGUAACCUAAUACAUUGUUGUAAAGUUAACAUUUAUCAGAAAGUGAAUUUCCACCAUUGCCAUUUAAAA
Molecule: messenger RNA, 2007 nt
Organism: Mercurialis annua (annual mercury)
Lineage: Eukaryota; Viridiplantae; Streptophyta; Magnoliopsida; Malpighiales; Euphorbiaceae
Product: heparanase-like protein 3
Exons: 9
Coding region: 183-1838 (551 amino acids)
Cellular component (GO): membrane; plant-type cell wall
Molecular function (GO): beta-glucuronidase activity
Source: RefSeq, a predicted model, not a curated record